AGAGCAGCAGCAGCAGCAGGAGGAGGAAGAGAGGGCUCUUGCUGACCUCCAGCCCCUCAGACCAGGCGCCGUGGGGCACCAUGAAGGCCCCGGGGCCCCUCUUGCUCCUCCUGGCCCCUUCCCUGCUGCUGCUGGCUCUGCAAGGGCAGGAGCUGGACCCUUUACCUGUCGCCAUCGCUGCCAAGAACUGCAUCUGCAAGAGUGAAAACCGCUGCUAUUGUGAUGGAACAAAAGGCAAUAAGGGUGAAAAGGGCUUUCCUGGUUACCCUGGCCCACCUGGUUAUGUGGGAUUCCCAGGUCCAGAAGGUCCUCCUGGACUGCAAGGACCCAAGGGAUUUCCAGGGCCAGUAGGCUUUCCUGGACCUAAAGGUUCAAGGGGUAUGCCAGGAAUUCCAGGUUAUUCAGGUCCCCCAGGCCUACCAGGUGAUCCAGGAAAUGCUGGUCCUCCAGGACGUUUAGGUAUACCAGGGUGCAAUGGGACAAAGGGUGAGCAAGGAUUUCCUGGGCUUCCGGGACAAGUUGGCUUUCCAGGAUUACCAGGUCCUGAAGGCACCAAAGGAGAAAAAGGAUUUUCUGCAAAUGCAUAUGACCAAGGCUAUAGUUCUCAAGGUGAUCCUGGACUGCCAGGAAUACCUGGAUCUCAGGGUGAGCCUGGACCUCGAGGGUUACCAGGACUGCUUGGUCCAGAAGGCCCGCUAGGAUUUCCAGGAGCACCAGGAAGACCAGGAGUCCCAGGGCCUAAGGGUCUAAUGGGAGCUAAAGUAAUUGGAGCAAAAGGAAUAAAGGGUGACAGUGGACUAAUGGGCCCUCCUGGACCAACAGGAACAGUCAUCGUAACACUAACUCGAGCAGAUAAUGCAACGGAAUUAAAAGGUGACAAAGGAGACAUGGGUUCUCCAGGACCCCCUGGACCAACAGGAGCAUCGGGUUUGCCUGGUGAUUUUCGAAGUGUAAAAGGAGAUCCAGGAGACCCAGGACCUCAGGGUAGGCCUGGAAAAGAUGGGCCUCCUGGUCCCUCUGGCUUACAGGGAGAAAAAGGAGAACAGGGUUUCCCAGGAUUGCCUGGACAAUAUGGUCCAAAGGGGAUAAAAGGUGAAGCUGGCCAUCAAGGAAUUCAGGGUCCAACAGAGUAUUAUGAUGAAAUGCCUGGUGAAAAAGGAAAUAAGGGCUACUUAGGACUGCCAGGACUUAAAGGCCAGCCUGGAGCACCUGGGCCACAGGGUCUCAUUGGUGCCAUUGGUAGGCCAGGUAUUUCGAGACCUGGUCCAAGAGGUUUCCCAGGCUCUCCUGGUCUCAAAGGAAGAAAGGGAGAUAGAGGACAACCUGGUAUGAAUGCUAUUGGACCACCAGGACCUCCUGGAACUCCAGGACAGCCUGGCCCACCAGGAUCACCAGGUCGUUCAGGACAACCAGGUACAAUAACUUUUGAAAGAGGUCCACAAGGAACCCCAGGAAGUCCAGGAUGCGUGGGGCCUCCGGGCCUUUCAGGAGAUAACGGAGCAAAAGGUGAAGAAGCAGGCCCAUGUAACCAGUGCACCUACAUUACGGGAUCACCUGGCCUUCCUGGUGUUCCUGGAGCAGAGGGCCCUCAAGGAGUUAAAGGUGUGGGAGGAAAGUUUGGUCUUAAAGGAGCCCAAGGAUCGCCUGGGCAGCAAGGGCCUCCAGGAGUUCAAGGACUUCCAGGUCUUCCAGGAAACCAAGGCCGUAAGGGAUCAAAAGGUGUUCCAGCAUAUGUGCAUCCAGAAGGUCCAAAAGGAGACACAGGAGAAACAGGUCUCAGAGGAAGUUCUGGAGAAAAAGGGCUGGAUGGCUUACCAGGGAGACCUGGACUGAAAGGCAGGAGAGGUUCUGUGGGAGCACAGGGAUCUGAUGGUCCAAAAGGAGACAGAGGUGCUCAAGGGCCAGCUGGUAGUCCAGGUCUUCCUGGAGAAGCAGGACUACCUGGGGCACCAGGAUAUGGACUGCAAGGAAUGGAAGGUUCUAAAGGCUCUCAAGGAAAUCCUGGGGUGCCUGGGGUGCCUGGAACAACUGGUCCUAAAGGUGAACUUGGUAAGGUGAUUACAAUUCCUGGACCACCUGGGCUUCAAGGACCAAAUGGUAGACCUGGUUUACAAGGAGUAAGAGGUAGUGUGGGAUCCAGAGGACAGCGUGGUGACCCAGGCCUCCCAGGACCAGAAGGUGAUCCAGGUUUAAUGCAGAUUGGAUUUCCUGGAUAUCCUGGUCUGAAAGGCAAUAAAGGACUUCAAGGGUCUACAGGAUUACCAGGUUGCCCAGGAAAAAUAGGGGAACCAGGCUUCCCUGGAAAACCUGGAAUUCCAGGAGAAAAGGGUGAGCCAGGUCCAGUUAUUCCUGGACAACAGGGCAGAAUGGGUUCACCAGGUGAAGAAGGUAUGGCAGGUGAUAAGGGUGAAAGAGGAUUCCCAGGACUUCCAGGACUUCCAGGUCAACAAGGUCGAGAUGGUGAUAAUGGUCCAAGAGGAGAACCUGGAUCCCCUGGAAUUCCAGGAGAAAAGGGUGUUCCAGGCAAAAUGGGUGACUGUCGUGUUGGCUUACCAGGACCACCAGGUUCAUGUGGAGUAGUAGGUCCACCAGGAGGCCAAGGAGCAGUUGGAGCCAAAGGAGACCCAGGAAUUCCAGGAUUAGACAUCCCAGGGUUCCCAGGACAAUUUGGGCUGCCUGGAAUUCCUGGCCCACAAGGAAAUGAUGGGUCAUCUGGCAAUAAGGGACAGCCUGGCAGGCCAGGAGUGCCAGGUAUACCAGGUCCAAGAGGAGAACUAGGCUUGAUGGGCCCUGUAGGUAAUCCUGGAUUACCUGGUGUCUUUGGCAAUCCAGGUAUCCCUGGAAUGAGGGGUACUCCUGGCUUCCCAGGACUGAAAGGAAGAAAAGGAUCUUCAGGGGGAAAGGGUGAGCCAGGUGAUAAAGGUUCCCCUGGAAUAUCAGACUCCAUUGUGAGUUCUGGAGAUAAAGGAGACAGAGGAGCUAAAGGAUUUCCAGGAAGAAAAGGACAAAAAGGAGAAAAAGGAGAGCAAGGUGCACAAGGAUGUGUAGGUCUGAAUGGCAUACCAGGAAAAGCAGGUCCAUCAGGUCCCAAAGGGGGAAAAGGACUUCCAGGAGUCCUUGGCAGACCAGGGUUGCCAGGACCUCCAGGAGACAGAGGAGACAUGGGAGUGCCAGGUCUUAGAGGUGAACAAGGUUCUGCAGGUUUGCCUGGAUCAUCAGGUAUACCAGGGCAAUCUGGUUUACCUGGCAUACCAGGGGAUAAAGGAGAACCAGCCUGUCCUGGAACAGGACCGCCAGGAAACCCAGGACCCAAGGGUGAUGCUGGUCUACCAGGAGAAAGAGGACGGAAAGGUGAAAGGGGAGCACCAGGCCGGCCAGGGCUGAUAGGAGAACCUGGAGUACAGGGAAAUAGAGGAGAUACUGGUUUACCAGGAAUUCCAGGGCUCUCAGGACCUGCAGGUGAUAAUGGUCGUAAAGGCAAUACAGGGUUGCCAGGACAAAAUGGCAUUAGAGGCUUUCCAGGGCCAAGUGGGGUACCAGGUGGUGAUGGAUCAGUUGGUGAAAAGGGUAAUCAAGGACGUGAUGGUAUUCCUGGACGCCCUGGAGAAAAAGGAGCACAAGGUUCUCCAGGUCAGAUAAUCCCUGGUCCUCAAGGCAUUCCUGGUACUAAAGGUAUCAAAGGAGAAAUGGGGAUGGCUGGUUUUCCAGGACCUCCAGGUGCUAAAGGUCUUAGAGGCGACCAAGGACCGAGGGGACCUCCUGGUAUACCUGGACAACCAGGACUUCCUGGCAAACCAGGAAUAAUGAUUGCUGGUCCAAAAGGAAAUAGAGGUCUCCCAGGUCUGGAUGGAAAGCCAGGUGUUCCAGGUAUCCCAGGACCCACUGGACUCUCUAGCUACAGUAUAAAAGGAAGCAAAGGUACUCAAGGAACAGAUGGCUUACCUGGUCCACCAGGAUCUAGAGGAACAGAUGGCCUACCUGGUCCACCAGGAAAUGAAGGUAUUCCUGGUUAUCCAGGUCCUAGAGGUGAAACUGGUUUUCCAGGAUUUCCAGGCAUAAAAGGAGAGAAGGGUAGUCGUGGACCACCUGGACUAACAGGAGUAGCAGGGCCUGGUGGUCCAAAGGGCUUACCUGGUCAGCCUGGACCAUCUGGGAAAGCUGUCUCUUUUCCAGGAAAUCCAGGACCAUCUGGGCCACCAGGAAACCCAGGAAGCCCAGGAGAUCCAGGGCCAAGAGGACCAUCUGGGAUGCCAGGGCCUCCAGGUAUAAAGGGCCAGCCAGGUCGUCCUGGGAUUCCAGGUGCACGUGGGCCACCUGGACUAAAAGGCGACAAGGGAUUUCAAGGCCAAAAAGGUUUGCCAGGCCUGCUUGGAUUUCCUGGAGUAAAGGGACUUCCUGGAUUCCCAGGGGCUUGUUCAUCAGGCCCAUCAAAAAGAGGCUUCUUGUUUUCUCGCCAUAGCCAGACAACAAAGAUUCCUUCAUGUCCAUCUGGGACAGUUCAGAUCUACAGUGGAUAUUCUCUUCUUUUUGUACAAGGGAAUGAACAAGCACAUGGACAAGACCUUGGUACAGCUGGUAGCUGUCUUCAAAGAUUUACCACCAUGCCUUUUUUAGUAUGUAAUCCCAAUAAUGUUUGUAGAUUUGCUUCUCGCAAUGACUAUUCAUACUGGCUGUCAACAGCAGAGCCAAUGCCGUCAGAUAUGGAACCUAUUUCUGGGAAUGCUUUGGAACCCUACAUUAGCAGGUGUAUUGUCUGUGAAGGCCCUGCAAUGGUAAUAGCAGUCCAUAGUCAGACAACUUCAGUUCCACCAUGUCCUCAAGGGUGGCAGUCACUGUGGAAAGGAUUUUCUUUUGUUAUGUAUACAGGUGCAGGUUCAGAAGCUUCUGGACAAGCUCUGGCAUCUCCAGGGUCAUGUUUAGAAAAAUUCUAUGCAAUUCCAUUCAUUGAAUGUCAUGGACGAGGGACCUGCAAUUAUUACUCAAACUCCUACAGCUUCUGGUUGGCUUCAUUAAAUACAAGAAGAAUGUUUAGGAAACCAUCACCACAGACUCUGAAAGCUGGAGAACUGGAAAAAAUAAUAAGUCACUGUCAAGUUUGCAUGAGGAAAUCUAAUUAAAGAAACCCAUCAUGCGAGUAUUAAGCUCAUCUUGUGGCACAACAAAAAUCUAACUAAACCAAAAAGAGUUGAUGAACUUGUAGAAAUGUGACUUAACUAAAACUAAAUUUUAUUUGUACUAUGAACUUGAAAAUACCGAUGCUGUACUAUGAUGAAAUAGUGCAAUAUUUUGACUGUUUCGUUUCUGGUAAAAUGCAAAGCACUUUCUUGAAAUAAGUUUGUUCGUACUUGCUGUAUAACACAGUUGUCACCUUUUGAACCUUGCCAUUUUGGGUCCAGGGAAAGUUUGUAUUAAGAUGUCACCAGUUUUUUAUGUGCAAGCACUAAAUCCCCUAUCUGCGAUCUUGCAAAAUGAAAUAAGCAGGGUAGUGUUGGUUUACAUAAGUGUUGUCAAAGUGGGUAUUAUUUAAGGUAAAAUAUUGGCACUUAAAUGAACUGACUUUAGCAAAAGAUUUUGUGAAGUGUUUGGAAUUUCACCAAAUGUAGAUAGGUUCACUUUGUGGUCACCAUAAGUUGGAAACGACUUGAAGGCACACAUCAACAACAACUCAUCUGUUUACCAGUCAACCCUUCCAUUCAUUAGGAAAUGGGAAGUUCAGCAUUAUUAUAUCACUGCAGUACUGGUGCUUCUUGAGUGGUUGGAAGGGGACCUACAGGUUGAACUGGUAUGUCAGUUACUUUCUAAGAACAAUAGAGAUAUAUUUGUAUAUUUGUAUAUUGAGUAUCACUAGCCUAACAAUGAAAAAUGCAUAUCUUGACUACUGGGAUAGUUUCAGGAUUGGCCAUCCCAUGCGUGAGUGUUAAAACUCCUUGUUUCAGAUGGCAAAAAUGGGAAAAAUACUAGGUAGUUCGUUCCAUCACCACUCCUGGGUACAUUUCCCUGGCUGGCUGCCUUCCUGCCCAUUACAAAAUGUUGCCAUGUUUUUAUAGCUCCAUCCUGUAUUUACUCAAAUGAUGGUUGAAGUUCAACUGGGUUUAUUUCCAGGAAAGCCGCUAUAUUUUAAUUUAUUACCUGUUGCCUUUGGGCUGGAUAGUUUAGUCUCAGUGCAAGUAAUGGAAAACAGUAAUCAUCACUAGUUUUAAAUUACAUUUCUUUCAAUGAAAUGAAAGCAUCAGUAAUCUAAUCUAUAUCUAACCAGAGAACUGGUGCAAAACUGACUGUGAUAUGUUUGUAAAUGGCCAGUUUAAAUGGAAUCAGGUACAAAUCACCUUCAAGAAAACAAGUGAGAAAGGUUUCUUAACUUGAAAAGAGUUGGUUUUCUUUCAAGUUAUUAAUCAGUUUAACAGUGUUAACAAUAACAAAUUAAUACCACUGAGCUAGCAAAAUCUUUGUCCUCAUAACUCUGAAGAGUUUUCACAAGCCAUCAUGAUUUCAUAAAUGUGCAUCAAAUGUAGAUACUACAGUACGGGGCCAUAGGAGCAGCUUGAAGCUGCCUCUUCCAAAGAUGGAUGGGGGCUGUGGCGAACACACACCACAGCUCAAAUCUGCCUUGAAGAUGUCUGAAAAAGGAGUGGCAAAGAACGGCUCCUUUUUUGGCCAGGGAAAAGGCAGCUUUUCCCACCCUGCCACAUCCCCAUGGUGGUUUCAAACUGCUCUGGCGGCAUGCAGCAUAUAAAUGCCACGUUGCCAGAGCAUCUUGAAACUGGCCAUGUCUGGGCAGCCACCCAACUUCUGGGCAGCUUCAGGGCGGUGUGGGAGUGUGCAGGGUAUAAAAUCAUUCUCUCAAGUUUCCUGGAUAUCAGCUUUAAAGGGCCAUCUGUUUCGGCUCUAAGUCACUUCUAUGGUAUUUUUCCUACUGCAGUAAAUUAACAGAACACUCCUUUUCAUCUCUGUUCUAUCAUUUGAGAUUUUCCUAUUUAAAGUUUUGUGGGCAUCAGUUAUGUUUGAGAAGAUCAGCUGAAUUUCAUCAUAUUCCAUCCAGUGAAAUCCAGUCACCUAAACAAAACCACUCUCAAGUAUCUUCAAUCAUGAAAAAGAUUUAAAUAGAGCAUUGGUUUUAAAUGGAGUGACUGUACAAUCUUCUGCUUGUUUAUUCUGAAACAAGUCUUCCUGUGCUCAUUGUGACUUAGUGGCUAGUAACGGUGUUUAGAGUUACACCUUAGGUAACUAAUACUGACCAGCAAAGAAGAUUCCUGGUGAUGUAAAACAUUUUCUUCAGUAUGAAAAUGCACUGCAAGGCACAUCCAACUCCUAUUGAACUUGAGGUCAGAAUCUAAUGAAGGAGGCAAAUACAUAUCCCUCUGGGGCCACUAAUCACUACAGUGCAACAAAACAACUACCAUUGGAUCAAGGCUGUUAUUAUUACUGUUGUAUAGUUUAUGUGUAGCUCUGAAUGUUUUGUAUUUAUAAUAUUGCACUUGAAAAAUUAUGGAAAAUAAUUAUUAAAAUUAACACUAAGGAUGGUCAUAUUUGUGAUACUUGCACAACUAGCAGCAAUGUAAUGCUCAGCCAUACUAUCAGAUUUCAUUAACUUGCAGACUUAUAUUAAUGUAUUAAUUUAAUGCAACAUACACGGUGCAGUCCUAUUCAUGCUUACUCAGAAGUCCCACUAUACUCAGUAGGACCUAACCCCUGGUAAGUGUAGAAAUCUUCCUCCUUGGAAGUCUUUAAACAGAGGCUGGAUGUCCAUCUGUCAGGUAUACUUUGAGAGUUCCUGCAUGGCAGGGGUUGGACCAGAUGGCCCUUGGGGUCUCUUCCAACUCUAUGAUUCUAUGAUUCUGUUAUUCUAAUCUAGUGAAAUAUCAUGAUCUUCCUUAUUAAAAUGUACUUUUGGAAGUAUGUUUUUUAUUUAAUUUUCAUUUUAAUUAUUCCAAUGUCUAUCUUUAACUGUGGGCUUUUACAGUGAAAUUCCGUUCAUAUUUCAUCAGGAGUUAAUUUCAAUGAGUCCCGUGAGGCUUGUUCCCAAGUAUGUGUUCAUAGAAUUGCAUCUACAGUGGUUUAACAUUGCAUCACUAUUAUUAUUGUAAGACCUGUUGUGAUGGGAAAUAAAUGCUUACACUAGAAUUAUUAACCAUGGAAUUGCUGCAACAUCACAAAUCAUUAUGUUACAUUGUAGACCAGAAAGGUGUCAUUUGAACUGCAACAAGAUAAGACAAUGCAAGCAUUUUGGCUUCAGCAGUAAAUAAAAUGCUCCCUGAAAUAAA
This is a messenger RNA of Sceloporus undulatus (fence lizard), 8261 nucleotides long. It is a transcript of the gene COL4A3, whose product is annotated as collagen type IV alpha 3 chain. The transcript is spliced from 52 exons. Gene Ontology annotation, molecular function: extracellular matrix structural constituent. Gene Ontology annotation, cellular component: collagen trimer; basement membrane. The record is from RefSeq and is a predicted model, not a curated record. Bases 81 to 5117 code for a protein of 1678 amino acids. NCBI's taxonomy places the organism in Eukaryota, Metazoa, Chordata, Lepidosauria, Squamata, Phrynosomatidae.